AUGGCUAAUGCCAUAGCAGUCGCCGUGAUCCUUGUCGCGACCUUACUAUGGUUCUUACGUCGCAGACUCACGAAGAUAUUCUUGAGUGAUGUCCCAGGUCCUAAACCCGAGUCGUUCUGGCUAGGCAACCUCAAGUACUUGUUCCUUCAACAGGUAGGAGAGGCAGACUUUGAGCUCCAAAAGCAGUACGGCGGGAUCGCCCGAGUGCAUACCAGUCUCGGGGGAGAAUCAUUGUGGAUUUCCGAUCCGAAGGCGCUGCAGUACAUCUACGUAACUUCUGCUUGCCACGGAUUGGCAUGGGCAGAAGGAGAGGUUCAUAAACGUCAACGCAAGAUCAUGCUCCCUGCAUUCCAAGCACCCGAGAUGAAGGCCCUGUUUCCCCACUUUACUCGUGCAGCCGAGGCCAUGUCAGUAAGAUGGAAGGACCUGCUGACCACGUCUACUGGCCAGUCUGCAGAGAUUGACAUCCCCGCCUGGCUGUCUCAGGCAACGCUAAGUGCUGUCGGGGAAGCGGCCUUCGACUAUCACUUCGGCAUAAUGGAGGAUCCAGAAAAUGAUCUCGUCCGCGCGUACCGCGGUUUCACGUCCCUGGUGUUCAGAUUGCCGUCUGCCAAAGCGAUUUUCAGGUUCGACAUCAUGCGGCUCUUCUCCUAUCGCGUUAUCAAAUGGAUCCAAGACCACCAGAACAACCCAGUCAUGGAGAAAGUUAGAGAGUGCGAACGGCUGACUCUGAAGGUUGCGAAGGAGCUGGUGGACACGAAGGCAGAGGCGUUGAAGCAAGGCAAGGGAAGCAAGGACGUAUUCAGCUUGCUCGGCAUGUCGCCGCCUCUGUCUUCGGUCUUUGAGGCGAAUUUGCGUCUGAGCGAUGAAGAGAUGUACGCCGAGAUGCGCACCAUCCUGUUCGCAGGACAUGAGACGACGUCCUCAACUAUUGGCUGGGCCCUCCUGGAGCUCGCCCGGCACCCCGAGGCACAGACGCGGCUCCGCCAGGAGAUCAUUAGCAAGCGGAGCAGCUGUGGUGGCGCCGAGCUCACUGUGACUGACGCGGAGAGCAUGCCGUACCUUCAGGCCUUCCUGCGCGAGGUGCUGCGCUUCCACCCAAUCGCCGCCCAUACCUUCCGUGUCGCGGUGUGCGACGACAUGCUGCCGCUCUCAAAGCCCCUCACGACCAAGUCGGGCAAGGUACUCGAGAAGCUGCCAGUCCCGAAGGGGACGCGCAUGAUUCUGUCCAUCGCUGCAUACAAUCGCGACCCAGAUCUUUGGGGAGGCGACCCACACUCGUUCGACCCUGAGCGUUGGCUGGACGGCAGGGUCAAGAAGGGUCAGGCACUGGGCAUGUUUGGAAAUCUCCUUACUUUUGCCGCAGGUACACGAGCGUGCAUAGGCUGGAGAUUCGCCAUCUACGAGAUCCAGGCAUUCCUGAUCGAACUUGUACCGAAUUUCGAAUUCGUGCCAACUGAAGAUAUAAAGAGGCUGCGCAGAGAGUUGUGUGGCGUCAUGGCCCCAACACUGGAGAGCGACAGAAGCAACAUACGCUUGCCAGGGAUAGUACCAUUAGACCAAAUGAACUAGCACAUGUGUAUGCAAGCCGUGUGUGCAUAGCAGCCACUUACCGGUGCAGGGCCUCGUGGGAAUAUAUCUAGAAUAUUGCCAGCUGCUACUGUAGCAGAGAUACCGGGCGAAGCUGGGAAUGUUUAGCAUUGAGAACUACAAACAGAGCCGAAGUGAGCGAAGCAGGGAAGCUAAGACCGCGAUAGAGCUAUGUAGCAUGCCUACGAGAUGCUUUAGAUGCUCGACCGGUGGCAUAAAAAUCGCGUAGUAGGGGGUCUGGUUAUUCAGCUUGUGGCUCACCUCUGUUAAACUGCAUGCAAAAGACUCUUCGGAUGCCAGUCUGGUUAAGCCUUGAGGAGUGUGCAUCAAGUCACGCUGACUGAGCGAGGCUGGCCUAAUAAACGUAGGAGUUGUAUCCGAUAUGUCUCG
Messenger RNA from Phanerochaete carnosa HHB-10118-sp, 1980 nucleotides. RefSeq lists its product as uncharacterized. The record is from RefSeq and is a predicted model, not a curated record. The transcript is spliced from 14 exons. Gene Ontology annotation, molecular function: monooxygenase activity; iron ion binding; heme binding. Bases 1 to 1572 code for a protein of 523 amino acids. NCBI's taxonomy places the organism in Eukaryota, Fungi, Basidiomycota, Agaricomycetes, Polyporales, Phanerochaetaceae.